Letharia columbiana is the source of this 831-nucleotide messenger RNA. RefSeq lists its product as uncharacterized. The record is from RefSeq and is a predicted model, not a curated record. Gene Ontology annotation, cellular component: cytoplasm; mitochondrial matrix. The coding region runs from base 1 to 831 and encodes 276 amino acids. Gene Ontology annotation, molecular function: ATP hydrolysis activity; ATP binding. NCBI's taxonomy places the organism in Eukaryota, Fungi, Ascomycota, Lecanoromycetes, Lecanorales, Parmeliaceae. Gene Ontology annotation, biological process: cellular response to heat. The transcript has 3 exons.
AUGACCAUCCAGAUCGAAUUGGAGAGUUUGCGAAAGGAGAGCGACGUCACAACCAUAAAGCGGAAAGGCCCGAGUAAUUUCUGUCGUCCAAACGAGAAAAAGUUGUCAGAUUUGGAGAAAGCGCGCGUGGCUCUCCAAAAUUCUAAACUUCAAGGUGACUAUGGAAUCGCCUCCGAGUUGAGAUACUCUAUCAUUCCCAAGCUUCAAGCUCAAUUGCCUCAAGAAGAAGGCCGACAUGGAGAGAUACUUCACGACUCUGUUUCUGCUAAUGACAUCGAGGCCGUAGUAUCUCGUCAGACUGGCAUCCCGAUCACCAAGCUGAUUUCUGGAGAAGUCGAGAAGCUUGUCAAUAUGGAAGACACUACGGCAAUCCAUCUAGCAGGGCUCUUCGGAGACAAUCGCGCGAUUGCUCCCUUCCUUAUGCUUGGACCCACGGGUGUGGGGAAAAAUGAGUUGAGCAAGAAGCUCGCAAGCUCUCUGUUUUCAACAGAGUCUGCCAUGAUUCGAUUUGACAUGAGCGAAUUCCAGGAAAAGCACAUGGUCAGCAGAUCGUUGGGGUCACCUGCCGGCCGUGUAAGCUACGAAGACGCUGGGCAACUCAAUGAUGCCGUGCGGAGAAAACCAGACGCUGUCCUACUGUUCGAUGGAUUUAAAAAUGCUCACCGCGAUAUUGCCAGCCUGCUUCUGCAGGUACUUGACCGAAGCUAUUCUCUCAGAUGCACAAGGACACAAAGUCGACAUUCGCAACACCACAUCGUAUUAACGUCCAAUCUCGGCGCUGAUAUACUUGUGAUUGCUGACCCAAUACAUCAAGAUUCGUCAGAACUAUAA